Molecule: messenger RNA, 2280 nt
Organism: Thunnus maccoyii (southern bluefin tuna)
Lineage: Eukaryota; Metazoa; Chordata; Actinopteri; Scombriformes; Scombridae
Gene: ptgr2
Product: prostaglandin reductase 2
Exons: 8
Coding region: 938-1981 (347 amino acids)
Biological process (GO): prostaglandin metabolic process
Molecular function (GO): 15-oxoprostaglandin 13-reductase [NAD(P)+] activity
Source: RefSeq, a predicted model, not a curated record
UAGUGUAACGGUGGCGACGGUACUGACAAAAUCACUUCAACUUUUUUUUUUUCUUUUUUGCAGAUUCCUCCACAAGGCGUCACUUCUCAGCUUCACUUUGAGACACUUCUAGCUAGCAAGAGUCGAUGACUGUCUGCAGCCCAUCUUUGGGGACCCGCGUUUACAACGUUAGAAAAGACACGGAGCGAUUGCAGUGGUAACGUCGAUUGUAAUGCUAAAAGUAGUUGAUAUCACUGCAUAAUCUGUUCAAUGGCCGCAGUGUUGGUGAACAUGAAUAAUAAAAUAGGUUGUUGAGGCCGCGUACCGUUUCUGAUUUUGCUGUAGCUGCCUCAACGGCUAAACUGCACCUAGGAAAAAGACGACCGAGUGAAUGUCAAGAUAGUUACUGUCUGGUGGUAGAUUGGACCGGUCACGGACCUCUCGCGAUAUUUUUAUUAUAACCCCGACAUAACCCUAACCUCGCGAGAGCUCGUCCCUCGGGCUCAUCCAACCUAGCAUUUAUCAUGUAGUAGACAUUGAGGAAAUAAUUGUCGCACUUUCGUAUGGUUCGUGUUAGUGUCACACGACGCUGUCAGUUAUUCAUAGUGUCAGUAAAUACCUUUUGGGAAAAAUAGAUAUAGUGGGCUAUAAAAUAUGACACACACUGAUUCACUGUCUAACGGAAUUCAAACGAAAGCGGAAGUUGUUGACAGGGAAGCCUCUUGCUUCGCUCUGAAUGUGAUGAGACUUUUUACUGUGUGUGUACUUUCUGCUAGCCUACAGACAGAACGGACCUGUUGUGUAAUGUAAACACUGCUUUUACAGUAGGUUGUGUAAGUAGUUAGCCAUUUUUUCAUGCACAACGGAACCACCCGCUCAUAAAAGCUGAGAUUUGUUGCCAGGUCUGGUUUUCAAAGGCACCCCUCAGAUAUCAAGGGUAUAACGCUGUUCUUCAAGGAUGCAGGUGCAGAGAGUCGUUCUCAACUCCCGACCCGGUAAAGACGGGGUGCCAGUUCCCGAAAAUUUUCGCCUGGAGAAGACUAGUUUAACACCUGACCUGAAAGAUGGGGAGGUCCUUGUUCGGACGAUUUACCUAUCAGUCGACCCUUACAUGCGGUGUAGAAUGAAUGAAGACACCGGUGCUGAAUACCUGCUUCCAUGGCAGCUGUCUGAGUGUUUGGAUGGUGGAGGUGUCGGCAUGGUCGAAUCCAGCCGCUGCACUUCUUGCAGCGAGGGAGAUGUGGUCACUUCAUUCAACUGGCCUUGGCAGACCCAUGCUGUUAUGAAAGGAAGUGUCUUACAGAAGUUGAAUCCACAAUUGGUUGAUGGGCACUUGUCCCACUUUUUGGGUGCAGUUGGCAUAACAGGCCUCACUGCACUGCUAGGCAUGAGGGAAAAGGGUCAUGUAUCCAAAGGGGCCAAUCAGACCUUGGUGGUGAGCGGUGCAGCAGGGGCUUGUGGCUCCUUAGCUGGACAGAUCGGCCGGCUGGAUGGUUGCGUGAGGGUUGUUGGGAUCUGUGGUUCUGAGGAGAAGUGCAAAGCUUUAGUGGAAGAUUUGGGCUUUUCUGCUGCCAUCAACUAUCGCCAAGAUGACGUUCCCACAAAGCUCAAGGAGUGCUGCCCUGAUGGCAUUGAUGUUUACUUUGACAAUGUGGGAGGUCUUAUCAGUGAUACAGUCAUUGCACAGAUGAACAAUGGCGGCCAUGUAAUUCUGUGUGGACAGAUCUCACAGUACAACAAGGAUGUUCCAUAUCCUCCACCCCUGAAUGAUAAGACACAGGAAGCUCUGCAAAGAAAGCACAUCACCCGGGAGCGAUUUAUGGUGCUUAACUACAUGAGCAAAGCAGAAGCUGCCCUCUGCGAGCUCAGCCAGUGGGUUAAAUCAGGCCAAAUCAAGGUGCUGGAAACUGUGGUUAACGGCAUUGAAAAUAUGGGAGUUGCAUUUUGCUCUAUGAUGAAAGGGGGAAACAUUGGAAAACAAAUUAUAAAGAUAUCAGAGUGAAGAAAAUCACUGCAGCUUCCAGCAGACUGCUCUCACCAGACGCCUUUGGAAAUUAACCUACAGUUGCCUCUCUAUCAUUGCUAUUAACACUAACUUAAUGAACACUGGUAAGAUAUUGCAUUAAUUAGUUGAUGCCAGUUGAUUACAACGUAGAACCAUUAAUGAAAAAUGACAUAAUGUUCUUUGAAAUUAGAAAAAUGAAAUAAAAUGUAAAAAGUGUGCAGAAGCUUGUUGCAUUUUAAUAUUGAUUUCAAUGUUUGGAAAUUGGUGCCGAAGUUAAUAAAAGCAAAUAUUUUGCU